GAAGAAGAAGAAGAAGAAGCAUCAGCUUUCGUCGAGAUAAAAAUUGCUAGUCGGGCAAUGGGGUAUUCCGGAGGUAUUGAGUACGUACAGUAAUCGGGUCGUGGUUGGUGGCCCAGAACUCUAGUUAGACAAUAAUAUAUCGCUUUAGCCGGCAUCCCUCAGAAUACCAAAGUAAACAUCCCCUCUGAUUAACCAAUAACGCCAUCCACUCCGGUUCCCAUCUAGCCUAAUUCCGUUAUACCAGAUCAUUCAGAAUACAAUGGGAUCCCCAUCGAUUGCCUGCAUAGGCAUUAUUGGGAAACAGGUUUGGACCUUCCUCCUGAUAUAUAUUCAUUUACUUACAAGCUGACUUCAACAACCACCGCCGGCGAAAGAACAAUUUGCUGCACAUGUCCCUCUUUGAGCCACAUGUAAACGAUCAGCUUGAGUUCUCAUUUAUAUUAAACUCAAGUCUAGAUAUCUUUGAUAUGCGACAACAACACACAUCCGUGGAUCAGGACCUUGGUCUCCUCCACGCCUUGGACGAAAGACUCUCAAUUUACGGGUGGUUGACCAACACUGGAGUCAAAUUCGCCAUAGUCGUGGACCUUGAAGGGAGAACUCCGGCGCAUUCAUUAGGGCAUGAGCGACCUCUACCUGUUGUCGGGCUGCGGGAUUCCGAUUUAAAGCCGGCAUUCCGAGCGUUACAAACAGCAUAUGUAAAACUACUGCAGAACCCUUUCUACAACCCAGACGAUAAUGUCCUUGGGAAGGAAAGCCAGACACAGCCAAAGCCAAAGGGGAUUGUUAGCCGCCAAUUUAUUGAAGAGGUCAACCGGAUUGGUAGAACGUGGGCUCCAGGCAUAGCAGGUCAUUAA
Trichophyton rubrum CBS 118892 is the source of this 857-nucleotide messenger RNA. RefSeq lists its product as uncharacterized. The coding region runs from base 390 to 857 and encodes 155 amino acids. Lineage: Eukaryota; Fungi; Ascomycota; Eurotiomycetes; Onygenales; Arthrodermataceae. The transcript has 2 exons. Gene Ontology annotation, biological process: endoplasmic reticulum to Golgi vesicle-mediated transport. Gene Ontology annotation, cellular component: TRAPP complex; nucleus; cytoplasm. The record is from RefSeq and is a predicted model, not a curated record.